Malurus melanocephalus (red-backed fairy wren) is the source of this 1086-nucleotide messenger RNA. RefSeq names its product dual specificity phosphatase 28 (gene DUSP28). Gene Ontology annotation, molecular function: protein tyrosine/serine/threonine phosphatase activity. The transcript is spliced from 2 exons. Lineage: Eukaryota; Metazoa; Chordata; Aves; Passeriformes; Maluridae. Gene Ontology annotation, biological process: protein dephosphorylation. Gene Ontology annotation, cellular component: cytoplasm. The record is from RefSeq and is a predicted model, not a curated record. Bases 63 to 545 code for a protein of 160 amino acids.
GCGCGGGCGGGCGCGCCGCCGCUGGAGCCCCGCACCGCCACCCCGGUGCCCCUCGGCCGCCGAUGCUGCAGCUCUGCAAGGUCACGGCCUCGCUGCUGCUGGGCACGGCCCGGGCAGCGUGCGACGAGGAGCUGCUGGCACGGGAGGGGGUCACCUUCUGCAUCAAUGUCACCCGGCAGCAGCCGUUCCCCGGGCUGCAGCGCGUCCGCGGCAUUCGCGUGCCCGUGUUCGACGACCCGGCCGAGGAUCUGUACCGCUACUUCGAGCCGUGCGGCGCCGCCAUCGAGGAGGCCGUGCGGAGCGGCGGCAAGUGCUUGGUUUACUGCAAGAACGGCCGCAGCCGCUCCGCUGCCAUUUGCACGGCUUAUCUSAUGAGACACCGGCAGCUCCCGCUCAAGGACGCAUUUGAGGCUGUGAAGRCUGCCAGACCUGUAGCAGAACCAAAUGCAGGAUUUUGGUCUCAGCUGCAAAGAUACGAAGAAGAUUUGCAGAUACCAAAGCAGUCUGCUCUGCUGAGCAAAGGACUUAAAAAUAGUGAUGUGUGAAGAUGCUUUAAWGAAUGUGAAGUGACUUGCUACAGACUUUUAAAAAAAAAGGAAAAAAAUUCAUUUCCUAAAUCACCUGUACAUAAAACACUUUACCCCCAUAACUGAGUUGAUGGUUCAUUAAAUUCAUUCAGAGCAUUUCUGUUGGCAGUGCAUGGAAACAGGGCGGAUAAGCAGGGAAUAACAGCAAAAMCAGAAAAUGGUUGGAAGGACUGUAAACAAACUAGAGAAAGACAUGGAAUCUUCAGCAGUUAUUUUCCCCUGAAUGACCGUGAGCAUGGUAACAAUGCACUGAAGGAAUGAAGAAGUUACCACACAGUGAUUUUACUCUUGUUUUUGAAACUCCCCAGUGAUGCCAUUAGAAGACAUGAUGCCAGAGCAAGGAAGUUCUGAAUUUCUCUCUCACUUAUUGGAUCAUAACUCAUGUUCAUGAGCUGACACAACCUUUGGUGGGAAACUGACAGUGUUUGAUGCUUUGUCUCUGCUAUUUUCCUUAUAUUCAACUAGACCAAAGUACCUUCAAAAAUUCCAUAAAGUCCAG